GAAACUUUGACGAACAUCGUUAGAUGUCUGCGACAUAGCCGGACAUAUUUGAAGUAUAUGCUGCUCAAGAACUCUCCCAAUGUUUGACGAAGGAGAGGAAACCGACAGCGGGGAGAGAGCCCGUCUGUCUGAGUCUCCCUCCCCGCCUCCGUCUGACUGUCUCCCCCGAGGAUCUCCUCCCUCGCCGCGGCCCCUGGACCUCUUUUCCUCCGCCUGUCCGCUGCUGGGAGACACGCCUUACCUCGCCACUCCGGAUUGUCUGUACCCGUCUCCAGAGAAGAGGGAACCCGGGGACUCCCCACACUCCACCCCGCCAAAGUUAUGCCAGAGCACCGGGGACAUCGGCUCUCCGUUUCUCUCGCGGCAGGAUGUGCGGAUAGAGACGGUGUUCGACCGCUGCGAUGACCCGUAUCCCAAGUGGAGAGGACGAGGCGCGGCGAACGCGGACCGGCUUCAGCACCACGGACAGAGACUCCCGCGGGCACCGGAGCGCUCGGACCAGGGGAACCACUCUGUCGAGCCCAUCGACACCGGGUUCGACUCCGACACCAGGCAAGCGAUGGAAGCCAUGCAUCGCCGGCACACCACAUUGAGAGAGAAGGGGCGUCGCCAGGCAGUGCGGGGCCCCGCCUACAUGUUCAAUGAGCGUGGCUCGGCCCUCACUGCAGAGGAGGAGCGUUUUCUGGAUGCUGCCGAAUACGGAAACAUUCCUGUCGUCCGCAAAAUGCUGGAAGAGUCCAAAACCCUUAACUUCAAUUGUGUGGACUACAUGGGCCAGAAUGCUUUGCAGCUGGCAGUGGGCAAUGAGCACCUAGAGGUGACAGAGCUGCUUCUAAAAAAGGAUGGUUUGGCGAGGAUCGGCGAUGGCCUGCUUUUGGCUAUCUCCAAGGGUUAUGUCCGAAUCGUUGAAGCCAUUCUCGCCCACCCUGCUUUUGGCGGAGGUCUCAGACUUGCUUUGAGCCCCCUGGAGCAGGAGAUGCGUGAUGACGCCUUUUACGCUUACGACGAGGACGGAACGCGUUUUUCACAUGAUGUCACGCCCAUCAUCCUGGCUGCUCACUGCCUGGAGUAUGAGAUCGUCCACAUCCUUUUGACAAAGGGGGCUCGCAUUGAAAGGCCCCAUGACUACUUCUGUCAGUGUUUCGAAUGCAUGGAGAAACAGAAGCAAGACUCGUUCAGUCACUCACGCUCCAGGAUGAAUGCUUACAAAGGCCUGGCCAGUGCAGCUUACCUGUCACUCAGCAGUGAGGACCCUGUGCUGACCGCCCUGGAGCUCAGCAAUGAACUGGCAAGACUGGCCAACAUCGAGACAGAGUUUAAGAAUGACUACCGUAAGUUGUCCAUGCAGUGUAAGGACUUUGUGGUGGGUGUGUUGGACCUUUGCCGGAACACAGAGGAGGUGGAGGCCAUACUGAAUGGCGACGUGGACCUGUGCCCUCCAAGCCCCUACAACCGACCCUGCCUCAGCCGUGUCAUUUUGGCCAUUAAGUACGAGGUCAAGAAGUUCGUUGCCCAUCCCAACUGUCAGCAGCAGCUGCUGACUAUCUGGUACGAGAACCUGCCCGGUCUGAGGCAGCAGUCUGUGUGGGUGAAGUUCUGGACAGUGCUGGGGGUCGCCGCAGGUCUGCCCUUCCUGGCUGUUGCCUACUGGAUAAUGCCGUGUAGCAAGCUUGGUCAGAUCCUGCGAAGCCCCUUCAUGAAGUUCGUGGCUCACGCUGUCUCCUUCACCAUCUUCUUGGGUCUGCUUGUUGUCAACGCCUCUGACCGCUUUGAGGGAGUCAAGAACCUUCCCAAUGAGACCAUCACAGACCACCCCCGACAGGUGUUUAGGGUCAAGACCACCCAGUUCUCCUGGACAGAGAUGCUGAUCAUGAAGUGGGUGUUGGGUAUGAUUUGGUCAGAAUGUAAGGAGAUCUGGAGCGACGGGCCCCGAGAGUACAUCAUGCACCUGUGGAAUGUUCUGGACUUUGGCAUGUUGUCCAUAUUUGUGGCUUCCUUUACGGCACGCUUCAUGGCGUUCCUCAAGGCCACCAAAGCCCAGCAGUAUGUGGACUUGCAUGUACCAGACGAAGACAUUAGCAGCGCCUCCCUGCCUGAAGAAGUCGCGUACUUCACUUACGCCAGGAACAAGUGGCGCCCCUCAGACCCCCAGAUCAUCUCAGAAGGACUGUACGCCAUCGCCGUGGUGCUGAGCUUCUCACGCAUCGCCUACAUCCUGCCAGCAAACGAGAGCUUCGGCCCGUUGCAGAUCUCACUGGGGCGCACGGUCAAAGAUAUCUUCAAGUUCAUGGUCAUCUUCAUCAUGGUGUUCGUGGCCUUCAUGAUCGGCAUGUUCAACCUGUACUCGUACUACCUGGGAGCCAAGUACAAUCCUGCCUUCACCACGGUGGAGGAGAGUUUUAAGACUCUGUUCUGGUCGAUCUUUGGGCUGUCUGAAGUGAUCUCAGUGGUGCUGAAGUACGACCAUAAGUUCAUAGAGAACAUCGGCUACGUGCUGUACGGAGUCUACAAUGUCACCAUGGUGGUCGUCCUUCUCAACAUGCUCAUUGCAAUGAUCAACAGCUCGUACCAGGAGAUAGAGGAGGAUGCCGACGUUGAGUGGAAGUUUGCCCGAGCCAAGUUGUGGCUCUCCUACUUUGACGAGGGCCGCACCCUGCCGGCCCCCUACAACCUGGUUCCCAGCCCAAAGUCCUUCUACUACCUGGUUCUCCGAAUCAAGUCCUGUCUGAUACACCUCUGCAAGGCCAACAGCCGUCGCCGUAACAACGAGCUGGAGCUGGGCAUGCUCAACUCACGGGCCAAGGAUGAACGCCUCAGGACUUAUCCACACCCGGGAGAAGAGUUUAUCCCCAAAAAAUCUAGAAAACACCCGACCAGAUACGAGAAUAUCAUGAAGCGCCUGAUUAAGCGGUACGUGCUAAAGGCUCAAGUGGACAGAGAGAGCGAUGAAGUCAACGAAGGUGAGCUGAAGGAGAUCAAGCAAGACAUUUCCAGCCUCCGUUAUGAGCUCCUGGAGGAGAAGUCCGAUGCCGCCGGAGAGCUGGGUCUGCUCAUCCAACAACUUGGCGACAAGUUUGGCAAGAACACCAUGAGACACUGACAGGACUCGCAGGAAGGAGAGAGAAGGAAGGAGGGAGGAAGAUGUGAAAGGCGGUGAAAUCAGGAGGAGCCGGAGGCAGAGAGCAGGGCCAGGGAAGGUAUUUUUAAGACCUUUACAGUGGAAGAGUGAGAAAAAAAAGGGAGAUAGGAAGCAGGAUGUUUAUGAGAAAGAAAGAGAAGAAAAUGGAGGAAGAGUGUGAGAGAAACAGACUGGGCAGAGAGUGACAAUUUGAUAACUUAAUGCAAAUGGCAAGGGUUUUGUAUUAUGCAAUGACCAAUUAGGGAGGAAUGUGAAAAGAAAAUAGCUGCGACUGCACGAAAGCAAGAGGUCGAAGGGUUAGAGGUGAAGUAAACUCAGUUGAAGGGGCUUUGUGUUGACAGUUGAAUUCUAAUAAAAGGCGACGUCUUCAGGGAGUCAGAUGAAUAUUUAAAAAUAAAAAAAUGUCCACUGUUUUUCACACCAGAAAGGCUGGCUUUGCUUCUAUGUCUUCACUUUGUCAAGACAAGCAUAGUGGAGACCUGUGGAGAUACUGUACUCUCCUUUAUACACCAGGCUAUCUAAUUAAUGCAUUCCCAUCCACAAUGCACAACUUGAUCAGGAGUCAGAUGAAUCAGGUAAAAGCGAGGAAACAGUGUAGGAUUUAUGCAUUCAUUUGAAGUCAUUAAAUCGCUUUCCAAAAAUGCAGACAGUGACCUUUGUAUGUCCACAUAACACACAGUGUGCUGAUAAGGCAUUUAGUAUUGAAGCUUCUUUCUCCAAGAGAUCUUAUGUAUGUAGAAAUUUACUUUGUAGAGUUCCAAAUGGGCAAAUGUACCGUUAAUGUUACAUUAUGUAUUUUACCUCACUCAGAAUUAAUUAAAUACAAUGUAGUAAAU
This is a messenger RNA of Anoplopoma fimbria (sablefish), 3975 nucleotides long. RefSeq names its product short transient receptor potential channel 7-like. The coding region runs from base 80 to 3100 and encodes 1006 amino acids. Gene Ontology annotation, biological process: regulation of cytosolic calcium ion concentration; calcium ion transmembrane transport; manganese ion transport. Gene Ontology annotation, cellular component: membrane; cation channel complex. Lineage: Eukaryota; Metazoa; Chordata; Actinopteri; Perciformes; Anoplopomatidae. Gene Ontology annotation, molecular function: inositol 1,4,5 trisphosphate binding; store-operated calcium channel activity; protein binding. The transcript is spliced from 12 exons. The record is from RefSeq and is a predicted model, not a curated record.